UAAAAUAUUCCUUACGCCUAAUGCAAAUCAUAGUCCCAACUUCUAACGCUGAUCCUUAACUUCUAAGCUUUCCGGGACUGUGCUGCGAGCGACCAACUUCAUCCCCAGCCUUCGAUCCACGAAGUAGGGUUUCGAACUCCGUUCGGUUGACUUGAGGCUAGAGAAUCUCGUUUGCUUUCCCGAGAAAGGGAAGCGAAGAUGCAGAAAAUGGCGCAAUCGUGGUUCUCGCCGGACGGCGGCAGCGGCGACGAUCCGCAGAAACCCUCGUCCUCUCUGCUGGCCGAUUGGAACUCGUACGCCGCCUCCAGAGAGCCCGACGACGAGGUCGGUUUCGGCAUCGGCUUCGAUAUCGAAUCCGCUGUCAGGUCUGCCAACGACACUGUCAGCGGCACCUUGAACGUGGUUUCAAAAGGUGUAAGGGAUUUACCUGGGAACUUCCAAUCUGCUGCCAGUACAGUGCCUUCAGGGAAGGCUCUCAUGUAUUUUGGUUUAUUUCUGGCUAGUGGUGUCUUCUUCAUUGUGAUUGCUUUUACAAUGUUCCUCCCAGUCAUGGUGUUGAUGCCUCAGAAAUUUGCCAUAUGCUUCACGCUCGGGUGUUGCUUUAUCAUUGGAUCCUUUUUUGCUCUCAGGGGUCCAAUGAAUCAACUUUCUCACAUGUCGUCGAAAGAAAGGCUUCCUUUCACCGUGGGAUUUGUUGGCACCAUGGUUGGUACCAUAUAUGUCUCGAUGGUGCUUCACAGUUAUUUCCUUUCUGUGGUCUUCUCCAUAUUGCAGGUUCUUGCCCUGGUCUACUAUGUCAUUUCAUACUUCCCAGGUGGGUCUGCAGGGAUGAAAUUUCUCUCAUCGACACUUGCUUCAUCAGUAAUGAGAUGUUUUGGUCGAUGAGUGAGCUGAAGUAGCUUUGUCUGUUACAUUUGUCCGGUUGUUGUCUGAUAUAGCUCCAGGACCCAAAUGACUUUGGUUUUUAGCUGAAAGGCAAGGAUUUGGACAAAGAGCUUCCAUGGAA
Rhodamnia argentea is the source of this 1006-nucleotide messenger RNA. RefSeq lists its product as uncharacterized. NCBI's taxonomy places the organism in Eukaryota, Viridiplantae, Streptophyta, Magnoliopsida, Myrtales, Myrtaceae. The transcript is spliced from 5 exons. The coding region runs from base 199 to 885 and encodes 228 amino acids. Gene Ontology annotation, cellular component: membrane. Gene Ontology annotation, biological process: vesicle-mediated transport. The record is from RefSeq and is a predicted model, not a curated record.